Molecule: messenger RNA, 3059 nt
Organism: Amaranthus tricolor (Joseph's coat)
Lineage: Eukaryota; Viridiplantae; Streptophyta; Magnoliopsida; Caryophyllales; Amaranthaceae
Product: beta-amyrin synthase-like
Exons: 18
Coding region: 181-2457 (758 amino acids)
Biological process (GO): triterpenoid biosynthetic process
Cellular component (GO): lipid droplet
Molecular function (GO): beta-amyrin synthase activity
Source: RefSeq, a predicted model, not a curated record
AAUUUAUUAUUUUAGUAUGCUAUAAGUUGAUACCAAUAUAAGUCACAUCCUCAUCUAAAGUGUCACUUUAUUUUGUUCAUAAAUUUGCAUAGAAUUUAAAGAAGAAAAACCUUAGUUUCUAAAAGUACUACUAUACUAUACUAAUUGUAAGAUAAGCUAAAAAGAAAGAAUUAUCAAAAAAUGUGGAGGUUAAAAGUGGGCGAAGGGGCGAAUGACCCAUAUUUGUAUAGUACCAACAAUUUUGUAGGACGCCAAACUUGGGAGUUUGAUCCUAAUUAUGGCACUCCUGAAGCCAUUCAAGAGGUUGAAGAAGCUCGUCGUAAUUUCUACGAAAAUCGUUUCAACGUUAAACCUUGUGGUGAUCUUCUAUGGCGUUAUCAGUUUCUAAGAGAAAAAAAUUUCAAGCAAACAAUACCUCCGGUAAAGUUGGGUGAUGAUGAGGAGAUCACAUAUGAAACUGCGACGACCGCAUUGAAGAGAGCUGUCAGAAUAUUCACAGCCUUGCAGUCUGAUCAAGGUCAUUGGCCUGCUGAAAUUGCUGGCCCUCAAUUUUUCCUUCCUCCCUUGGUUUUUUGCUUAUAUAUCACAGGACAUUUAAAUUCAGUUUUCGGCCCAGAACAUCGUAGAGAAAUCCUUCGAAGCAUUUAUUAUCAUCAGAAUGAAGAUGGAGGUUGGGGAUUGCAUAUUGAAGGACACAGUACCAUGUUUUGUACUGCACUGAAUUAUAUUUGUUUAAGAAUACUUGGAGUUGGACCAGAUGAAGGUGACGAUAAUGCAUGCCCUCGAGCUCGUAAAUGGAUCCUUGAUCAUGGCAGCGUUACACAUAUCCCUUCUUGGGGAAAAACCUGGCUCUCCAUACUUGGACUCUUUGAUUGGUCUGGGAGUAAUCCAAUGCCACCCGAAUUUUGGAUCUUACCUUCUUUUCUUCCUAUGCAUCCUGCAAAAAUGUGGUGUUAUUGUCGAAUGGUUUAUAUGCCAAUGUCAUACUUGUAUGGAAAGAGGUUCGUAGGUCCAAUUACACCUCUCAUUAAACAACUUAGAGAAGAACUUUACAAUGAACCAUUUGACCAAAUUAAUUGGAAGAAAGUUCGUCAUUUAUGUGCACCGGAGGAUCUCUACUAUCCUCACCCAUUUGUCCAAGAUUUAAUGUGGGAUGCUCUUUAUAUCUUUACGGAACCUUUUCUUACUCGUUGGCCCUUUAAUAAAUUGAUUCGUAAGAAAGCUUUGGAAGUUACAAUGAAGCACAUACAUUAUGAAGAUGAGAACAGUCGUUAUAUAACUAUUGGAUGUGUUGAGAAGGUUUUGUGUAUGUUGGCUUGUUGGGUGGAAGAACCUAAUGGUGACCACUACAAGAAACACCUUGCUAGAGUACAAGAUUAUAUUUGGAUUGCUGAAGAUGGAUUAAAAAUGCAGAGUUUUGGAAGUCAAGAAUGGGAUUGUGGGUUUGCUAUUCAAGCAUUGCUAGCUACAAAUCUGGGUAUGGAUGAAAUCGGAGAAGCUCUAAAGAAAGGUCACUUCUUCAUUAAAGAGUCUCAGGUGAAGGACAAUCCAUCAGGAGACUUCAAAGGUAUGUAUAGGCAUAUCUCAAAGGGAUCAUGGACAUUCUCAGAUCAAGAUCAUGGUUGGCAAGUCUCUGAUUGUACUGCUGAAGGAUUAAAGUGUUGCUUAAUCUUAUCAACAAUGCCACCUGAGAUUGUUGGAGAAAAAAUGGAUCCUCAAAGACUUUUUGAUUCUGUAAAUGUCUUGAUUUCCCUCCAGAGUAAAAAAGGAGGGUUAGCAGCUUGGGAACCAGCCGGGGCUCAAGAAUGGUUGGAGCUUCUCAAUCCAACAGAAUUCUUUGAAGAUAUUGUAGUUGAGCAUGAGUAUGUAGAGUGUACAGCAUCAGCAAUUUCAGCUUUAGUGUUGUUCAAGAAGUUAUACCCUGGACACAGAAAGAAAGAGAUUGAAACUUUCAUUGUAAAUGCAGUCAAGUUCCUUGAGAAUACUCAAUAUCCUAAUGGAGGAUGGUAUGGAAAUUGGGGGAUAUGUUUCAUAUAUGGAACAUGGUUUGCACUUGGUGGGCUUGCAUCAGCUGGGAAAACAUACUACAAUUGUGCUGCUGUUAGAAAAGCUGUUGAAUUUUUACUCACAAACCAAAAGGAAGAUGGUGGUUGGGGUGAGAGCUAUAUUUCAUGCCCUAAUAAGGAAUUUGUACCAUUAAAGGGGAACUCAAAUCUUGUUCAAACAGGAUGGGCUUUGAUGGGUCUGAUACAUUCUGGACAGGCGGAGAGAGACCCUACUCCUCUACAUCGCGCCGCAAAGCUUUUGAUCAAUUCACAACUCGAAAAUGGUGAUUUUCCCCAACAGGAAAUCACAGGAGUGUUCAUGAAGAAUUGCAUGUUGCAUUAUCCAAUGUAUAGAAGUAUUUACCCAUUGUGGGCACUUGCUGAAUACAGGAAACGUGUUCCGUUACCUUAAUUUAUCAUUUCUGCCCCUAAAUCAAGUUUUGUUCGUUAUUAAAUUCGUGGUUUAAUAAAUAACUUUACACCAUAUUAUUAUACUUAAUGGGGUUGUAAUUCUGUAAAGCGUACUAUUAAUGAAAUGCAUAAAUAAAGUUAAUUAAGUUAGAGCUAUUCUCGUCUACGGUGAUUGUUACAAAUCUAACUGAUGAGAGAAGGGUAGGGCUAGGUAAUAUUCAAUACCGGUACCUUGCAUGGAAAAGACGGUAUUUGCUCCAACUGAGACAAGAUUUGAUUCUACUUAAUCAUAUUAGUUAAAUGUACACUUACAGCUAGGAUUGAUUAGUUAGCUCGAGAGUCCUAAAUGGCUUCAUUAUCAAGUACCAUACACUCAUCAGCAUUCUAACACAAGCUAAUACACAAAGGGGUGGCAUUCUAAGGCUCAACCACUGUCAGAACAAAUUUCAUGUAAUGUAAAUUCUAAAAAAACAAAAAAAAAUUUCAAUACAAAACAUCAAAGUGGCUCAAUGCCCAUUAACAUAUGUCCAUCGUCAUGCAAAAGUACAAUUGUAACCAGUAAAAGACAGUUAAAUCAAUGCUCGGCAGAAUCAAUACCUACGA